Messenger RNA from Hyla sarda, 513 nucleotides. Its product is annotated as acanthoscurrin-1-like. The record is from RefSeq and is a predicted model, not a curated record. The transcript has a single exon. Lineage: Eukaryota; Metazoa; Chordata; Amphibia; Anura; Hylidae. Bases 1 to 513 code for a protein of 170 amino acids.
AUGGUAACGGCAGUGGUAACGGUGAUGGUGACGGUGGUGUUGGUGACGGCGGCGGUGGUGUUGGUGAUGACGGUGGUGGUGACGGCGGUGUUGGUGAUGAUGGUGGUGGUGACGGUGGUGUUGGUGAUGACGGUGGUGUUGGUGACGGCGGUGUUGGUGAUGUUGGUGAUGACGGUGGUGGUGACGGUGAUGUUGGUGAUGACGGUGGUGUUGGUGACGACGGUGGUGUUGGUGAUGACGGUGGUGGUGAUGGGCGGUGUUGGUGAUAGUGGUGUUGGUGAUGACGGUGGUGGUGACGGUGGUGUUGGUGAUGACGGUGGUGUUGGUGAUGGUGGUGUUGGUGUUGGUGAUGACGGUGGUGGUGACGGCGGUGUUGGUGAUGGUGGUGGUGGUGAUGACGGUGGUGGUGACGGUGAUGUUGGUGAUGAUGGUGGUGUUGGUGACGACGGUGGUGGUGUUGGUGAUGACGGUGGUGUUGGUGAUGACGGUGGUGGUGAUGGGCGGUGUUGGUGA